Molecule: messenger RNA, 5681 nt
Organism: Trichechus manatus latirostris (Florida manatee)
Lineage: Eukaryota; Metazoa; Chordata; Mammalia; Sirenia; Trichechidae
Gene: PITRM1
Product: pitrilysin metallopeptidase 1
Exons: 25
Coding region: 2326-5481 (1051 amino acids)
Biological process (GO): protein processing
Cellular component (GO): mitochondrial matrix
Molecular function (GO): metalloendopeptidase activity; metal ion binding
Source: RefSeq, a predicted model, not a curated record
CAUAAAGUAUGGAGGUGGAGGAGCAGUAAAGCUUGUGAGAGGGCUCUGCAAUAUAAAGUAGGAGAAAAAAUCCAUGGAUUCACUAUAAACCAGGUACUGGUACAUUUUGAUGUGCUGUUUAUAUGUUGACGUCAUAACAGAUGCAACUUCUGCUGGCAUGUGAGUUCUUUCAGAGCAGAGAUCAAUUUUUUCAUCUUUGUGUCCCGAGAACCAGGCAUACUUCUGCUACAUUGCCGGUGCUCAACUGAAUAGAGUUUGCAGAUUAAAUGAUUUCCUGAUUCUUAAGUUUAAGUAUGGGCUCUGGUGGUACAAUUGUUAAGUAUUUGGCUGCUAACCAAAAGGUUGGCAGUUUGAAUCCACCGGCCACUCCUUGGAAACCUUUUGGGGCAGUUCUACUCUGUCUGGUAGGGUUGCUAUGAGUCGGAAUCGACUUGAUGGCAACGAGUACAGGUAAGUAAGUACAGAUCCCCAGUCCUGUACCUGAACCUCUUGGUGCCUGACAUCUUUUGGUAAUCAGAAUUUUUCAGAUUUUAGGAAAUAAUGUUCCCAGAGGGUCUGGGAUCAGCCCUUCAUAAUUAAACACAUUGAUAUUUCCGUAGCCAGACAUACAACUGUUCACACAGAGUGUGAUAAAUAAAAACUCUAAAUGCCUCACGUCAGUUCUGGUUAGGUUUUGCUACCAAAAAAGUUUGUUGCAAAUUUAUGCUCUGAGCCAUUGUGUUUCUGAAUUACAGAUAAGGGAUUGUGGACCUGUAUUCAUUCAGAUUUAUAUUAUGAUAGAUUUUAUUGGUUCUUGUUUUUGUUUACUUGUUUUGUGUUUUUGUUGUUUUUUGCAUAAACUAUCAUAUUACUUUUUUAAUUUAAACUAAUAAUUGAAAAAUAAGUACUUCAGAUAUUUGACUGACUGUUGACUUUAUGCUAUGCUUGAUGCCAUAAGAAAUAUAAAGACAAACAGCCUACAAUCGGGAAAGACACAUAUGCAUUAUAAUACAAGGGACAGUGACUAAUGUCAGAGCAGAAAUGCAAAGUGCAAGAGAAAACAGAAGAAGGAGAGUGUAUUGCUUCUGGGUAGUGAAAUAGGGAAAAGUUCAUGGAGAAAGUGGCAUUUAAGUUAAGAAGAGAUGGCAAGAUUAUUGGUGAGUGCUCUAGCAAAGUGCACAUCGUGAGUAAGCGGUGAUGUGGGGAGUUCAAGGCAAGGUCCAGGGAAUGUGAGUCAUUUGGUUUGACUGACUCAUGGGGUUCCUGAAAGUGAGGUCAGAGCAUUUAUAAAGUCUCUAAAGGCCAUGCAAGAAGUUUGGAUUUAUUAUACAACUUAGGGGUAGUACAGACCUUAUUCAGAGUGGAUUCUUUUCCUUUGUUUUUCAAGCUUUAUGAAGAUCUAUUUUAAUGAUAAACCCAUGAUUCUUGUUUGAGAAAUUUGUACUUGAAAGCUAUUAUUAGGGAAACACGUUAACGUAUCUAUUAUAAUUUUAAAUAAAUUCAUUUCUUACAAAACUCGGUAAACGUUGAUACAUAAAUAAGUAACCAUAAGUCAUGCAAGCUUUAUUACUUAGCAGACCACUUUAGCAUCUCAUUUGUGUGGCAGUAGUCCUAUAGUAGGCUCAGAAGAUCUGAGUUCUAAUUUCAGCUCUACCAGUAACUUGUUGUGUGAGUCUGAACAAGUUACUUUCACCACAUCUGAAAAAUGGAGAUAAGUUGUGUCGUUAUCAUAGUGAUAUGGUAUUGUGCCUGAAGGAAUGAUCGCCAGCUGACAUAGUUGGAAGUAAAAAUCUCUUUAAUACAAAAGAAUGUAGAGUCUUCAGUAGAGGUUUACAUAAAGUAAGAGAUGACCACACCCUGGGAAUGAGGAUUCAUUCAUUUUUAUUGGGAAUGUUUAUAUCCUCUGGCCCCUGUCACUGUUCUGGAGACUGCUGGAUGCAUGCUGAUCUUCCAGUAUAAACAAGUAACUGGUAUGACCCCAGCUCAGCACUGAGAACUUAGCAUAAACUAGAUGAAGCCAAGUUUUGCUCCUGGGAGCAUCCUUCAACUGCUCCAGGCUAAGGCUCAUUCUAGCAAUGACCUUUCUUACAGGGUCAUUCUGAACACUAAAUGAGAUGAAAUGUGUAAAAGCAAAAGACAACACAGCAGACAUCAAAAAGCGAGAACCAUUAUUAUUACCACAAGGCAGCAUAGUAUAAUGGAAAGAGCACAGAGAGACCAUGGUUUGAAUUCUGCCUCUGUGUGAUCUUAGGCAAAUUAUUCCAUCCCUCUAAGCCUCAGUUUUUCCAUCUCUCAGUGAGGACGAGAAUACCUGUCACACAGGGAAGUAUAUGAAGUGUUUUAUAAAUGUUGAGCAACUACUACUCAAAAAAAAAAAAAGUAAUAUUAUCAGCUUUAGGCCUUAAUUUCCUCAUCUGUAACAUAAGGAACUUGAACAAAUGGUUUCUGAUGUCCCUUCCAGCCCUGAAAUGCUGGGUUCCCGUAUUGUCUAAUUUAAGGCAAACAAACCAUCUCAGUUUAUUUAAAAUAACCAUAUUUUUCUUAAUUCAGGUGACACCUAUUCCUGAACUGUUCUUGACUGCAGUGAAGCUCAGUCAUGACAACACAGGUGCUAGAUACUUACACCUGGCUAGAGAAGACAAAAAUAAUUUGUUUAGUGUACAGUUUCGUACUACUCCAAUGGAUAGUACUGGUGUUCCACACAUUCUUGAGCAUACAGUUCUUUGUGGUUCUCAGAAAUAUCCAUGUAGAGAUCCUUUCUUCAAAAUGUUAAAUAGGUCAUUAUCAACUUUCAUGAAUGCUUUCACAGCUAGUGAUUAUACUCUCUAUCCAUUUUCUACACAAAAUCCCAAGGAUUUUCAGAAUCUCCUCUCGGUGUAUCUGGAUGCAGCCUUUUUUCCUUGCUUGCGGGAACUGGAUUUCUGGCAAGAAGGAUGGAGACUAGAACAUGAGGAUCCAGCUGACCCCCAAACACCCUUGAUCUUUAAAGGAAUUGUCUUUAAUGAAAUGAAGGGAGCAUUUACAGAUAAUGAGAGGAUAUUCUCACAGCAUCUUCAAAAUAGACUUCUUCCUGACCACACUUACUCAGUCAUCUCUGGUGGCGAUCCAUUAUGCAUCCCAGAUCUUACAUGGGAACAACUUAAACAAUUUCAUGCUACUCAUUAUCAUCCAAGUAAUGCUAGGUUCUUCACUUAUGGUAAUUUUCAGUUAGAAAAGCACCUGAAACAAAUUGAUGAAGAAACACUGAGUAAAUUUCAGAAAAUUGAACCAAGUACCAUAGUGCCUGCUCAGAAGCCUUGGGAUAAGCCUAGGGAAUACCAAAUAACGUGUGGCCCUGAUUCACUUGCUACAGAUUCCUCUAAACAGACAACUGUGAGUGUCAGCUUCCUCUUACCAGGAAUCACCAAUACAUUUGAAGCCUUCACAUUAAAUCUUUUGUCUUCACUCUUGAUUGGUGGACCUAAUUCUCCCUUUUACAAAGCCUUGAUUGAAUCUGGACUUGGCACAGGCUUUUCGCCUGAUGUUGGGUAUAAUGGCUACACAAGGGAGGCCUACUUCAGUGUAGGCCUACAAGGGAUUGCAGAGAAAGAUAUUCAGACAGUCAGAAACAUUAUUGACAGAACAAUUGAUGAAGUCAUUGAAAAAGGAUUUGAAGAUGAUCGAAUUGAAGCUUUACUUCAUAAAACUGAAAUACAAAUGAAGCAUCAGUCUACCAGCUUUGGACUUACACUGACAUCGUACAUAGCUUCUUGUUGGAAUCAUGAUGGAGACCCUGUGGAACUCUUGAAAUUAGGAAAUCAAAUGGCUCAAUUCAGGCAGCGCCUUAAGGAAAGUCCAGUAUUUUUGCAAGAAAAAAUAAAGCAGUAUUUCAAGAAUAAUCAGCAUAAGUUGACUUUAUCAAUGAAACCAGAUGACAAAUAUUACGAGAAACAGACACAAAUGGAAACAGAAAAACUACAGCAAAAGGUCAAUUCUCUUUCUCGAAAAGACAAGGAACGGAUAUAUGAAAAAGGUUUAGAAUUACGGACUCAGCAAAGUAAAACUCAAGAUGCCUCUUGUCUACCAGCUUUAAAAGUUUCGGAUAUCGAGCGUACCAUACCUUUUACUGAGUUGGAUGUAACAUUGGCAGCUGGAGAAAUCCCUGUUCAGUACUGUGCCCAGCCAACCAAUGGCAUGGUGUAUUUCAGAGCGUUUUCUAGUUUAAACACACUUCCUGAAGAGCUAAAGCUGUACGUGCCUCUCUUCUGCAGUGUCCUGACCAAGCUGGGCUGUGGCAUUCUUAACUAUCGAGAACAAGCUCAACAGAUUGAAUUGAAAACAGGAGGAAUGACUGUUUCUCCUCAUGUGCUCCCUGACGAUUCACAUCUAGAUACCUACGAGCAGGGUGUGCUUUUUUCAUCUCUCUGCCUGGAUCGAAAUCUACCAGACAUGAUGCAUUUGUGGAGUGAAAUAUUUAACAACCCAUGCUUUGAAGAAGAAGAACACUUCAAAGUAUUAGUUAAAAUGAGUGCUCAAGAGCUAUCAAAUGGAAUUCCCGAUUCUGGUCAUCUGUAUGCAGCCAUUAGAGCUAGCAGAACCCUCACACCUGCUGGAGACCUACAAGAAACCUUUAAUGGAAUGGAUCAGGUCAGGUUAAUGAAGAGAAUUGCAGAAAUGACAGACAUUAAACCAGUCCUGAGAAAGCUCCCACGUAUCAAGAAGCAUUUAUUAAACUGUGAUAAUAUGAGAUGUUCAGUGAAUGCAACUCCUCAGCAGAUGUCUGAGACAGAAAAAGUAGUAGAAAGGUUCAUUAAAAACCUUGGUCGAAGUAAAAAAGAACGAAAAACUGUCCGUCCACAUGUGAUUGAGAAACCUGCAUAUAAUGGAUCUAGUGGAAGUACAUAUGUUAAUGGCUCCCAAAUCAUAAGAAAGCUAAUCACAGACCCCACUUUCAAACCAUGUCAGAUGAAGACGCAUUUUCUGCUUCCGUUCCCAGUGAAUUAUGUUGGUGAAUGUGUGAGAACCGUUGCUUACACAGACCCAGAUCAUGCCAGCCUUAAGAUCCUUGCACGUUUGAUGACUGCUAAAUUCUUACAUACAGAAAUUCGAGAAAAAGGCGGUGCCUACGGGGGCGGUGCUAAACUCAGCCGUGAUGGAGUGUUCACUUUCUACUCCUACAGGGAUCCAAACUCAAUAGAAACUCUCCAUUCUUUUGGGAAAGCUGUUGACUGGGCUAAAUCUGGAAAAUUCACACAGCAAGACAUUGAUGAAGCAAAACUUUCAGUGUUCUCAGCUGUAGAUGCUCCUGUUGCUCCUUCAGACAAAGGUAUGGACCAUUUCUUGUAUGGACUCUCUGACGAGAUGAAGCAGGCACAUAGGGAACAGCUCUUUGCCGUUAGUCAUGACAAGCUUACUGAUGUGAGCAAUAAGUACCUUGGCAUUGGGAAGUGCACACAUGGGUUGGCUGUACUUGGACCAGAGAAUGCAAAAAUUGCUAAAGACCCAUCAUGGAUAAUAAGAUAACUAAGCCUGUGAGCUAAAUUUAAUUCUGACCUUUAAGUUGAAAGGUCAAAAAUGUUACAGGUCUCUUACAAAAUCUUGAUCACAUACUGUUCUUAAAAUUUUGCCAAAUGUAUUGACUGGCAAGUCAGACCUAAACUCUUUCAUCUUAAAGAAGGAGAAAACACAAAAAAGUAAUUUAAUUGAAAUAAUCAUGUGUUAAA